Messenger RNA from Ziziphus jujuba (common jujube), 1087 nucleotides. RefSeq names its product glutathione S-transferase U9-like. The coding region runs from base 61 to 759 and encodes 232 amino acids. The transcript is spliced from 2 exons. The record is from RefSeq and is a predicted model, not a curated record. Gene Ontology annotation, cellular component: cytoplasm. Gene Ontology annotation, molecular function: glutathione transferase activity. Gene Ontology annotation, biological process: glutathione metabolic process. Lineage: Eukaryota; Viridiplantae; Streptophyta; Magnoliopsida; Rosales; Rhamnaceae.
AAUAUCCAAACAGAGCACAAUCAGAGAGAGAGAGAGAGAGAGAGAGAGAGAGAGAGAGAGAUGGCAGAAGAAAAUAAAGUGAGACUUCAUGGAGCUUGGUCAAGUCCUUACAAUCAGAGGGUAAAACUUGCCCUGAAACUGAAAGGUAUAGCCUAUGAAUAUGUGGAAGAAGAUCUGAGAAACAAGAGCCCUUUGCUUCUCAAAUACAAUCCUGUUUACAAGAAGAUUCCUGUACUUGUCCACAAUGGAAAACCCGUCUGUGAAUCUCUUGUCAUCCUUGAAUAUAUUGAUGAAACCUGGAGGGAUUUUGGUCCUAAACUCUUGCCCCAAGAUCCUUUUAAGAGAGCCCAAGUUCGCUUCUGGGUCAGUUUUAUUCAGCAACAGUUGUUUGAGGCCAUGUUUUCAGUCCUCAAAACAGAUGGUGAAGCCCAACAUAAAGCCAUUAAGGAAGUGAAUGAGAAGUUAAAUAUACUAGAAGAGGGCAUGAAGAAUUUUUUCCAAGCUUCUACUCAUCCUGUUGAUGGUCAAAAUUUGGGACUUUUAGAUAUUGUGAUAUGUAGUAUAUUGGGAAAUUAUAAGGCUCAGGAACAAGUCCUUGGCAUAAAGAUUAUAGACUUAGAGAAGACUCCAUUGAUAUUUUCUUGGCUAACAACUUUGGUUGAACUACCUGUGGUGAAAGAGACACUCCCCCCUCAUGAAAAAAUUGUGCUAUUUCUCAAAUAUGUGAGACAGAAUGCGCUUAAAGCUUCCAAAGCUUAAGUACCUUCGGAGUAUUUCUAGUAGUUUGUGUUCCUUAUUAAUUUUAUGACUCUUUUUAUCAGUUAAAUGAAUAAGCAGCAGUCAGCCUCUUGAAUUUGCUGAUUAGGUUUCCGAUUAGAUUAUUGCAAUAAGGCCUAUUGCCAACUCUUUAUGUACUGAUUGUAGCUAUUCUACAAAGAAAACUAAUGAGUGGCUAGAUAACCUUGUGCCUUUUAUAUAGCUACACAGAAUUGAUCUUUUGAAAGUUAUAUUUCAAUUCAUCUUGGAAUUAAGACAUGUUGAUAUAGAUAUUAAAAAUAAUAUUUAUAUGCUUAAUUUAAUUGAUUAC